AGAAAAUCACAUAUUUCCUCAUUUCUCUCUUCCUCAAAAUCAAUCGCCUGUUUCGUUCUGGUCAGCUCCGUUUACUUUCUCCCUCGUCUCAUGCUUUUCAUUUGUCACCUUAUACCGAAUACACAACCAUAUAAAGCCACAAACCCUCCUCAGGUUCUCCUUCAAUUUUCCGAAGAAGCCAUUGGCGGCGACAGCUUCGUUUUAGAUGGAUUUAGAUUCAUAACCUAUCCCGGAUUUUUUAGCACAGGAAACAAACCUACACCAUGGAUCGCAAGAACCCGAGGCGAAAGCCCAAGCUCGAGCGCCGCAACGCUCUUAAGUACUCCUCCUCCGAAUACGACGCCGGAUCGUCCCCCUCCGACGACACGCUCUACACGCGCUCCAUGGAGUUCUACGACCGCACGAGUUUCCGAAUCGAGGGCGUCGAAGGCGAGUUCGAUCGAAUUUGCCGCAGUUUGGGCCUCUCCGGCCCAGAGGACUUCGCUAUUCCCGCUGCGGCGUGGGAGGCCAUAAAGUUUCGCUACUCUUCGGAUAUUCUCCCGAGACUGAAGCUCGAUAACCUCGAUAUUCCCGAGGAGGAGGAAGGUGAAGAAGAAUUGAAGGUAAACGAGGAUAUAAUAGUUAAUUCAGUAGAGGAAGGUAAAUUGAGUGAAAAACACGGAGAUAGUAGUAGUGUUAGGGUUAGGGUUAGGGUUAGGGUUAGGGAGAUAGAUGAAUCGAGCACUGGUAUUAAGGGGACUCGGCCACCGAUGCUGAAGCCGCCGCCGGGGGCGAGGGUUCAGGUGGUGGAUGAUAGCACGUGUUCCACGUGGGACCUUUUGAGGGACUUGGCUCCUCAAGGGGAAGAAGGGUUACCGUUGAACCGUUCCGAGAAUGAGAGUGAAGUAGCGAGAGAAGUAGAGAGAGGAGCGGUGGAGAAGGAAGAAGGGGAAGUUGGUACUAGAGAGAGUCCGAAGAGGGAAGAGGAAGAGAAUGUGGCUGGGCUUUCGGAGUCGUGUUCGUUUUCUACUUCCAACGAAGAUGAUUCUUCGAGUAGUACUACGGACCCUACGUCUAAUAAUAUUUCUCCGCAAGGGAGAAUCAAACGGAUUAUUACCGCCGAAAGCUGGCAGAAGGGUGAGUUUCUCGGGGGUGGCUCGUUUGGCUCUGUUUAUGAAGGGAUUUCCGAUGAUGGAUUCUUUUUUGCUGUAAAAGAAGUUUCACUGCUUGAUCAAGGGACUCAGGGAAAGCAGAGUGUAUAUCAACUGGAGCAGGAAAUAGCACUUUUGAGUCAAUUUGAGCAUGAAAAUAUUGUUCAAUACUAUGGCACAGAAAUGGAUCAAUCAAAGUUGUAUAUCUUUCUUGAGCUUGUAACGAAAGGUUCCCUUAGAAGCCUCUAUCAGAAGUAUACUCUUCGAGAUUCCCAAGUAUCUUCCUAUACGAGACAGAUUCUGCAUGGUUUGAAGUAUCUUCAUGACCGAAAUGUGGUUCACAGGGAUAUUAAAUGUGCAAAUAUAUUGGUGGAUGCAAGUGGAUCUGUCAAGCUUGCAGAUUUUGGAUUGGCAAAGGCAACCAAAUUGAAUGAUGUUAAAUCAAUGAAGGGGACAGCAUUCUGGAUGGCGCCUGAGGUUGUAAAAGGAAAGAACAAGGGUUAUGGCCUUCCAGCUGAUAUUUGGAGUCUGGGAUGCACUGUACUGGAGAUGUUAACAGGCCAACUUCCGUACUGUGAUUUGGAAUCUAUGCAGGCAUUAUAUAGAAUUGGAAAAGGUGAGCGACCUCGUAUUCCUGAUUCUCUUUCGAGAGAUGCACAAGAUUUUAUCCUGCAGUGCCUUCAAGUUAGUCCAAAUGAUCGUGCCACUGCUGCUCAACUUUUAAACCAUUCAUUUGUCCAAAGGCCACUUUCUCAGUCCUCUGGUUCUUCAUUUCCUCAUAUUCACGGCCGGAAGGGUUAAACUGUCAUCUUCAACUAUGAAACAUUAGGGAGUUCUGUCUUUCAUUGCAUGUAACAUUUCCAAUGUUCAGUCUUGAAGUUGCUGGGGUUCAUCUGGGUCCAUUGCUGCAGAAAUUGUUGAUUUGCUCGUGUUGUAGUUUUUAGAGUUUGGUUGCUUGUAACUUAUAUCAAAAUUUCAGCACGACUUUGGAUCUAACACGUCAUAUGGCACUCCAAAGAACCAAGUUAUCGACUAGGCAAUAUCCUAUUGGAGAAUUAUGCUCAAUACGUGUUAUCUAAUUACUCUGAUGAUUUGUUCGUUGUAGCAAAGGUGAAGUAUCAACGUCCAGCUGAAAAAGUUAACCCUGCCUUCUUCCCCUCAAAUCAGGUGACCGGCGAAAAACCCAUAGGGUUUAACUCUGGGAGCAAUAGUAGCAAGAAUUAGAGACUAUUCUAUUUGUACAUAUUAUUUAUUUUUUAUUAUUAGUUGGCAUUGUUUGUGUACAUCUGUAUUUCGUAGUUUUCUUUUUUAUUAUUUUUGUCUAAUUCGUGUGUAAUGUUUCCCACUUUUUGUAUGUCCUCUCUGAAAAUUUGGUCUUUGGUCGAAUGCGAUUGGGUGAGUAAAUGGUUUAGUUAAUAAAUUUAUAGGUACACUUGGACAAAAGAAAAACUGUAAACACACCAAUAAACACUGGAAUGUCUCUCUUUAAACA
This is a messenger RNA of Glycine soja, 2622 nucleotides long. Its product is annotated as mitogen-activated protein kinase kinase kinase 1-like. Gene Ontology annotation, biological process: protein phosphorylation. The record is from RefSeq and is a predicted model, not a curated record. Gene Ontology annotation, molecular function: protein kinase activity; ATP binding. NCBI's taxonomy places the organism in Eukaryota, Viridiplantae, Streptophyta, Magnoliopsida, Fabales, Fabaceae. The coding region runs from base 264 to 1931 and encodes 555 amino acids. The transcript has 9 exons.